CCUUCGCGUUAAACGUCAAUAGUACAGAGUUCGUAUUCAUCAUGAAGCUGAUGCUAAUGGUGCCGAGUUCCGCCGUCGCAGGCCUGAGCACAGCAGACACGCGUCCGGCCACACCCAACCCACGGCACCUCUCCGUCGGGCUUUCCUUCGGUCUCGGAGGUCACGGCCACAGAGGCUUCAAUCCAGGGUUUGGAGGAGGCUUCCAUCCAGGCUUUGGGAACGGCUUCCACCCUGGCUUUGCCGGUGGGUUCAACCAGGGCUACCCAGGUGGCUUCUACCCUGGAGGCUUUGGAGGGUAUCACCCGGGGACUUUUGGCAGCUUUGGAGGAGGUUUUGGCGGGAACUUCGGCGGCGGACAUGGAGGCUUCUUCGGCUGAAACUCACGAGAAAGGAAGAGGUCACACCGCUCAUGACAGAGGGAGAAGUUGUGGAAUAAGGACGGGGGAUUCAAGUCUUAUCCGCGAUCCAGACUGAUUAAGAAGCUAAACUAGUUUCUAAGGUAUUUUGAUAAGAAGAAAAGGAAUGAAAAUUUGCCGGUGGGUUCAACCAGGACUACCCAGGUGGCUUCUACCCUUGAGGCUUUGGAGGGUAUCACCCGGGAACUUUUGGCAGCUUUGGAGGAGGUUUUGGCGGGAACUUCGGCGGCGGACAUGGAGGCUUCUUCGGCUGAAACUCCCGAGAAAGGAAGAGGUCACACCGCUCAUGACAGAGGGAGAAGUUGUGGAAUAAGGACGGGGGAUUCAAGUCUUAUCCGCGAUCCAGACUGAUUAAGAAGCUAAACUUGUGAAAAUUCUAUGGACUGGCCGUCACACUCGUCUCCCAUUCGCAUUUCCUUCACCGCGCCUUCCGAUCGCAAUUUCACGCCAUUUCGUAUCAAACAUGGACUUUCAUUCCGAUUUCAUAUAAUGGCCGUAACAAGAUUUCUAAUGAACACACGCCUGGAAUCCCUAAAAUUCCUGCUAUGACGCUGGAAGGGUAAAAAAAAAAGGCAACAGGUGUGAAGAAUAACCUCGUAUUGCUUUCGGCUUCCCCCUCCCCCUCCCUCUCUCCCUCACGCUCGUCUAGUCACGCCAAGCUCUCGCCAGGCUGUUUUGUUUUUUAUCUGAUGAUAAACUGAAAACAUGUAAUAAAUAUUUUGAAUGAUA
This is a messenger RNA of Penaeus chinensis, 1145 nucleotides long. Its product is annotated as keratin, type I cytoskeletal 9-like. The transcript has 2 exons. The record is from RefSeq and is a predicted model, not a curated record. The coding region runs from base 42 to 377 and encodes 111 amino acids. Lineage: Eukaryota; Metazoa; Arthropoda; Malacostraca; Decapoda; Penaeidae.